Molecule: messenger RNA, 2051 nt
Organism: Spathaspora passalidarum NRRL Y-27907
Lineage: Eukaryota; Fungi; Ascomycota; Pichiomycetes; Serinales; Debaryomycetaceae
Product: putative RNA methyltransferase
Exons: 1
Coding region: 73-1368 (431 amino acids)
Source: RefSeq, a predicted model, not a curated record
AAGGAGAAUAUGUUACCGAGGAGACUCCCAACCCUUGUGGGACGAGCUCUUGCUCGUUCUAAAAUCAAUUGCAUGCCAGCCACUUCAAUUAUCCUUCGUAAUUAUGCUUCGAAAGAACCGUUUCCGGUCAAGAGCAAGGUCGUGCACCGCUCCCCAGAAGACGAAGCAAUAGAAUCAAGAAAGAAAGGGCUUCCUAAAUGGUUCCAUUGGGUGCUUUACAAACAAUCGGAAACAUACAAGAAGCGUAUGUUUAGAAUAUAUUUGGCCUCCUUUGGGUCCCUUGCCAUUUUGCUUUACUUUUACAUGAGAGAUCGUUUCUAUGAACAUCUUCAACUUAUUGAUAUCAAGAAGAAGUACCAGGAAGACCCUAAGAGCUUGAGUGAAUAUGAGUAUCUCAUGCUUAAAAACGCCGGAAAUGAUAAGUUGAGACCUUUGGAAUUGAAAAAGUUCAAGUAUUACUCUUUGAUGCGUAAGGAGUUUAGAAGAAAGAAUAUUGCCAACAAGGACUAUGUCUUCAAUCCUACUCCACAGGAAUUAGAGGAUUGGUAUAGUAAACAAGCUGUCAUUAGAAAGGAGGUUGUAAUUCCUGAAUUAGAUGGAACUCCCUUGGAUCUUGAACAAACCAACUCUAAAAACGCCAGACAUAUUGUGCCACCUCAAGAUACUACUGCCUUUUAUGAAGGUAAAGCUAAGGACUAUGAUGAUGCCGUUAAAUGGGAAGAAAGGGGUAUCUUUAUGGGUCUGAAAAGAGAUUGGGUAAUGAAGAAGCUCAAGGGUGAUGUCCUUGAAGUUGCUUGUGGUACGGGUAGAAACAUCCCUUAUAUUCGUACUGACAAGAUCAACUCGAUUACUUUCCUUGAUUCUGCUAGAAAUAUGGUUGAGAUUACCAGAGAAAAGUUUCACGAAAGAUUUCCUAAAUUCCAUAAGGUGUCCUUUACUGUGGGUAAAGCUGAAGACUUGAUUGACUUAACUGAAGGUAACGAACAACUUAGAUACGAUACCAUCGUUGAAUCCUUUGGAUUAUGUGCUCAUGAAGACCCUGUGAAGUCAUUGAAGAAUAUGGCCAAGUUGUUGAAACCAAGAGGAAGAAUUGUCUUGUUGGAGCAUGGAAGAAGCAAGUACGAUUUUAUCAACAAAUACUUGGACACCAGAAGUGAAAAGAGAAUGGAAACAUGGGCAUGUAGAUGGAAUUUGGAUAUUGGGGAAUUAGUUGAUGAAGCUGGUUUGGAUAUCACUCUUGAGAAGAGAGCCCACUUUGGAACCACAUGGAUGUAUGUACUUAAACGUCCAGAAGACCCAAUUGAAAUUAAUGAAAAGCCAUUCUGGAAUAAAUUGUGGGGAACUGAUGUCUAUGAAAUAAAAAAGUAAGUAAUAUGUAUAUAACUGACAUGUAAAUAAACGAUGUAUAUUGGGAUAGGGGUGAUGUAGGAAAGGCUAUUUACACGUGGCACUAUAAGUAUACACCUUCUUCAGAUUCUUGUUCAUUUGUUUCUGGAACAUCGAUUGUUUCCUCCUUUUUAUCGCAUACAUUUGUGAUGUCUUUUUGGACAACCUCGCUAAUCAAUUUCUCCUCUUCGUCUGAUUUCAUCUUUUCAUCUAAAAUACCUCGGGCUACUAACUCGUCAUUGAUGGCCGAAAUUCGAGCAACUUUAUCUAGAAUAACGCCUUUAUUUUCAAGAACUGUUUCCUUAUAAAAUUUUAUAUCAUUCAAAUCCUCGUUGGUCUUUAUUUCUUUCCUGUGAAGUAGGUGGAUCUCCAGAUCUAACUCAUUGUUGGUUUCAACAAGGUGUAAAAGUAAUGACCUUUGUUCUUGUUUUUGAUCUUGUAGUUCAGCUUCAGAGAUCUUUGAAAUUCUAACUUUAAAUUCCUCUAACGUGAGGGGUAUUGAAUUGUCCAUUGUGCUUAUGUGUUGGUAGGAUUCAAUAGUGUUACUAAAAUGACAAACUUUAUUUGCUUUUUUCGAAUUUGCCAUUGAUCGUAAAUUGGCGCUACCAUAUUGUGCUUCUUGAAAUAUAUAAAAGUUGAUUAUUAGACAACAUGUCAUAAUUCAU